AUGUUUUGGAAAAAAGAACUUGAUAAAGAAAGCAUUAGGAAAAUUCAAGCGGAAAAAAUGUUGUCUUACAUAGAUGAAACGAUAAAUCCUUGCGAAGAUUUUUAUCAAUAUGCAUGCGGAAAUUGGGAAAAGAAAAAUCCAAUACCAGAAGACAAAGCUGGUUUUGAUACUUUUGAAAUGUUAAGAGAAAGUUUAAAUUCAAUUUUGAGAGAUUUACUUUUGGAGGAUGGUGAAUCAUCUGAAAUCUCUGAUGCUGCCAAUAAAGCAAAGGAACUAUUUGAUAGUUGCAUGGAUGAAGAAAUCCUGGAGGAAAGAGGAAACGAACCUCUUCAUGCUCUUAGUAAAAGCCUCAAAGGCUGGCCAAUGAUAUCACCAAACUGGAAUUCAUCUGAUUUUGAUUGGUUACAACUUAUGGCUGAGUUAAGAUUAUACAAUAACGACAUACUCUUAGCUCAGUGGUUUGACCAAACAAGUCUUGGAUUGCCAACAAGAGAUUAUUAUUUACAACCGUCAAAUUUUUAUUAUUUAAAUGCUUAUAAAACUUAUAUAAUUAAAGUUGCCAUUUUAUUAGGAGCCGAUUCACAAAAUGUUACUCAUGACGUCAAUGAUUUAAUUUCAUUUGAAACAAAAUUAGCACGAAUAACGUCCAGUGUAGAAGAAAGAAGAAAUAUAUCUGAAUUUUAUGUAAAAAUGUCGUUAUACGAUUUGAAAUCAGAAGUGCCAAAAAUUGAUUGGAUUCGUUAUUUAACAAUUGUAUUAGCUAGAAAAGUUGAAUUAGAAGAAAAUGUUGUCGUUUUUGCAUUACAAUAUUUUAAAAAUUUAGUUAAAUUACUUGAAACAACAUCGUCUAGAACAAUUGCUAAUUAUUUAAUGUGGAGAUUUAUGAGACAUAGAGUUAAUUAUUUAGGUAAAAAAUUUCAGGAUGCAAAACAAGAUUUUUAUUUGGUUAUGUUUGGAAGACAAAAAGCUCCUCCAAGAUGGACGACAUGCGUUUCGCAAGUAAAUUCCAACAUGGGUAUGGCACUUGGCUCCAUGUUUGUGAAAAGAUAUUUUGAUGAAUCCAGUAAAAAUGACACGCUGAAUAUGACCCAUGACAUAAUGCUUUCUUUUAAAGAUAUUCUCAGUUCUGCCGAAUGGAUUGGAGAAAAAACAAAAAUGUUAGCUCACGAUAAAGUAGACGCCAUGAUUUUGAGAAUUGGUUAUCCAGAUUUUAUUUUAAGUGAUGAUGAACUAAACGAAUAUUAUAAAAAAGUCAAUAUAAGCAAAUUUUUAUAUUUUGAAAAUUCUCUUAAUUUAAUUCGUCAUCUCGCAAGACUCGAAUUAGAUCGUUUAGAUACGAAAAUUAAUAAAAUGCAAUGGAAUACUCCUCCAGCUGUAGUAAAUGCUUAUUACAGCAGAAGUAAAAAUCAAAUAAUGUUUCCGGCUGGUAUUCUUCAACCGCCAUUUUACCAUAAAUAUUUUCCAAAAUCACUGAAUUACGGAGGCAUUGGCAUUGUUAUUGGACAUGAAAUAACUCAUGGAUUCGAUGACAGAGGAAGACUGUUUGACAAAGAUGGGAAUCUUAAUAGAUGGUGGGAUGAAGGAGCUGUUGAAAAAUUUCACGAAAAAGCUAAAUGUCUCAUAGAUCAAUACAGUGCUUACACCAUCAGAGAUGUAGACAUUCAAAUCAACGGUGUGCACACUCAAGGAGAAAACAUAGCCGAUAAUGGAGGAAUAAAGCAAGCAUAUAAGGCUUAUGAGAAGUGGUUAAGUCAAAACAAUGACAAGGAUGAAACUCUUCCAGGAAUCAAUGCAACAAAUAUUCAAUUAUUUUUUUUAAAUUUUGCACAAAUUUGGUGCGGGGGAAUGAGACCAGAAGCAUCGAGAAGUAAAUUGAAAACCGCUGUGCAUUCUCCUGGAAAAUUUAGGGUAAUAGGUACAUUAUCAAAUUCUGAAGAAUUUGUUACAGCUUUUAACUGCCCUCAAAACUCAACUAUGAAUAUAUCGCCAAAAUGUAAAGUUUGGUAA
Pediculus humanus corporis (human body louse) is the source of this 2007-nucleotide messenger RNA. Its product is annotated as endothelin-converting enzyme, putative. Gene Ontology annotation, biological process: protein processing. The transcript has 12 exons. Lineage: Eukaryota; Metazoa; Arthropoda; Insecta; Psocodea; Pediculidae. Gene Ontology annotation, molecular function: metalloendopeptidase activity. Gene Ontology annotation, cellular component: plasma membrane. Bases 1 to 2007 code for a protein of 668 amino acids. The record is from RefSeq and is a predicted model, not a curated record.